This is a messenger RNA of Chanos chanos (milkfish), 1468 nucleotides long. RefSeq names its product hydroxysteroid dehydrogenase like 2 (gene hsdl2). The record is from RefSeq and is a predicted model, not a curated record. Lineage: Eukaryota; Metazoa; Chordata; Actinopteri; Gonorynchiformes; Chanidae. The transcript has 11 exons. Gene Ontology annotation, cellular component: mitochondrion. Bases 106 to 1359 code for a protein of 417 amino acids.
UUCACUGACGUUGAUCUGCACUGUGCCUUACUAAGCUAGGGAGCUUUAUUCAGUUCAUAGACUUAUAUUAAAGUUUGUCUUAUUUGAAAAUCUGCAGAGAUAACCAUGCUGCAGAAUACAGGAAAAUUAGCAGGAUGCACUAUGUUCAUCACAGGAGCGAGUCGGGGCAUUGGAAAAGCAAUUGCCCUCAAAGCUGCCAAAGACGGUGCAAAUGUAGUUAUAGCAGCCAAAACUGCGGAAGCCCACCCCAAACUGCCUGGUACCAUUUACACAGCUGCUGAAGAAAUCGAAGCAGCGGGAGGAAAGGCCCUGCCUUGUAUAGUUGACGUACGAGAUGAGAAACAGAUUAAUGAUGCAGUGGAGCAGGCAGUGCAAAAGUUUGGGGGGAUCGACAUUUUGGUAAACAAUGCUAGCGCCAUCAACUUGACAGGGACUUUGGAGACGCCCAUGAAAAAGGUGGACCUUAUGCUGGGCAUCAACCUCAGAGGAACAUACCUGACGUCGAAACUGUGCCUUCCACAUCUCCUGAAGAGUAAAAAUCCUCAUAUCCUGAACAUAAGCCCACCUCUCAAUCUAAAACCCAUCUGGUUCAAAAAUCACACUGCAUACACCAUGGCUAAGUAUGGGAUGUCUAUGUGUGUACUUGGAAUGGCAGAGGAAUUCAGAGGAUCUGUCGCAGUGAAUGCUCUUUGGCCCAAGACAGCAAUCCAGACAGCUGCUAUGGAUAUGCUUGGAGGUUCUGGAGUGGGUAAACAGUGCAGGAAGGUGGAAAUCAUGGCUGAUGCUGCUUAUGCCAUCUUCAACAAACCCCUCGGCUACACUGGACACUUUGCCAUUGACGAGGACAUCCUCAAAAAGGAGGGGAUUCAAGACUUCGACAUAUAUGCAGUCGAACCAGGGCACCCAUUGCUUCCUGACUUCUUCUUGGAUGAUGAGCCUGAGGAGCUUGUGAAGAAAAUGGAGGAUCAUGGUGCCAACCCCAUUUUCAAGAGUGGUAAAACUUCGGAAUCCUCAUCCAGUGGACCCAUUGCCGAAACAUUCAAUGUGAUUAAAGGGAUCCUCAGCCCAGAUAUUGUCAAAAGUACUCAGGGAGUCUACAAGUUUGAUUUGUCAGGUGAGCAUUCUGGAGUGUGGUACAUUGACUUGAAGAAUGAUGCAGGCAGUGCAGGCAUGGGUGAGCCUCCAGUCAAAGCUGAUGUUGUCAUGAGCAUGGAUAGUGGAGACUUCAUCAAAAUGUUCGCAGGCAAAUUGAAGCCAACCAUGGCAUUCAUGUCUGGAAAGCUGAAGAUCAAAGGAGAUAUGACCCUUGCCAUAAAAAUGGAGAAGAUGAUGUCCAUGAUGAAAAAGUCCAAGCUGUAAAUAACAUGAGCUGCCUUAAUGUUUUUUUCCCUUGAAAUAUGUGUGAUGAUUUUUUGUAAACCACAAUUUAUAAUAAAGUAGUUCCAGCUGCUACUAAUUUUCACCUCAA